CCUAUUUAGUGGAGAUUUUGAACAAACGCGAGUACGAGUAGGCCCGAGCCUAGGCCACGACGAUAAAAAAAAUGUCAGCGUCGAUGAUUGGAAGAAAGUUGCCGAUUGAAAGUUUUCGGAACGAAAUAAUUCGUUCUUUCACAAAAUCGCGUGCGAUUGUUAUUGUGGGACAGACUGGAAGUGGUAAAACUACUCAGUUGCCACAAUUUCUUCAUGAAUGUGGUUUCAGCAAGUAUGGAUUAAUUGGUGUGACACAGCCCAGACGAGUAGCUGCCAUAUCUGUUGCUAACAGGGUUGCAGACGAGAUGAAAUGUGAAGUUGGAGAAGAAGUUGGUUAUCAGGUCCGAUUUGAUGAUCAUACGUCAGAUGCUACAAGGAUCAAGUACAUGACAGAUGGCUGUCUGCUUAGAGAAUUCUUAGAUGACAGGGAGCUGAGAAAAUACAGUGUUAUUGUCCUUGAUGAAGCACAUGAAAGAAGUUUAAGCACAGAUAUUUUAUUUGGCUUAGUGAAGCAAGUUUUUUUAACUAAAAACUCUGUGCAAUCAAAGAGAGAGCGCCCACUUAAGGUUGUCGUAAUGUCAGCGACGCUGGAUGAAGGGAAAUUUUGUCAUUUUCUCUGUGAUUGUCCAGUACUCGAGAUUCCAGGCCGUGUAUUUCCUGUUCAGGAUAUUUACUGUGAUUUAGUCAAAGAAACUGAUUUGAAAAGUAACACUACAAUUAAUUAUGUAAAGAAGGUUGUAGAUGUUGUUAUGCAGAUCCACAUGGAGGAGUUAUUAGGUGAUAUUCUUGUUUUUUUAACUGGCCAAGCUGAAAUUGAGCAUGCAUGUGACCAGCUGUAUGAGAUGUCGGAAAGGAUUGAGUAUUGUCACGAUGUACAAGAUCCCAAUAUCGAAGCUCUGCUGAUUUUACCAAUUUAUGGCUCAAUGCCCACUGAUCUUCAACGUAGAAUAUUUUCUCCAGCUGACCGUGGUGUGAGAAAGGUUGUUGUGGCCACAAAUAUAGCAGGCACCUCCUUAACAAUUGAUGGAAUCAGGUAUGUUGUUGAUAGUGGAUUUGUAAAGCAGCUUACCUACAAUCCCCGUACUGGUCUUGAUGCUCUACAAGUUGUGCCUGUUUCAAGAUCUGAAGCAAUCCAGAGGACAGGAAGAGCAGGAAGAACUGCACCUGGAAAAUGCUACAGAAUUUAUUCAAAAGGAUUGUUUGAGAACUGCAUGAGUGAAGAUACAGUUGCUGAGAUCCAGCGUUCCAGCCUGACCAGUGUUGUGCUUAACCUCAAGUGCAUGGGAGUACAUGACAUCAUUAAUUUUCCUUAUUUGGAUGCUCCAGAGGAAAGAAUGUUACUUGAAGCUUUAAGGGAACUUUAUUACUUUGGUGCAAUAGAUAAGGAAGGUCAUAUUACUGACCUUGGGCACCUAAUUGUUGAUUACCCCUUGCCUCCAUUCCUAGCAAGGGCAGUAAUCAACUCAGGUGCUAUGGGUUGUCAGGACAUCUUUCUCCCAAUUGCUGCCAUGUUAUCAGUGGAAAGUGUCUUCAUAAGACCAGGUGAUGAGAAACGACAGAAGGAAGCGACCGAGGUGCACAAUGAGUUGGCCGCGAUGACAGGUGGAAAGAAUGAUUUUGCCACGUUACUUGCGAUCUUCCACCAAUACUCCGAAAGCAAUUCACGAAAUAGAUGGUGCAGAAAGAACUAUAUACAUCAAAGGGCUCUCAAAAUGGCUGUCAGCAUUCAUAAACAACUGCAAACAAUUAUAGAGAAACAGAUGAAGGACAAAGGUUUUCCCAGGGUUGCUGACUUGAAAGGGUCCAAGGGCGAGUUCCUACGACGUGUAUUAUGCACAGGGUACUUUGGAAAAGUUGCCAGGAAAGCUCCUACUGGGAAAGGAUUCCGCACAAUGGAAGGUCAUGGAACUAUUGUAUACAUACAUCCAUCUUCAGUGCUGAUUGGAAAAGAAGAAUCUUUAGACUGGGUUAUUUUCCAUGAGGUUGUAUGGACAUCUAAAGUUUAUAUGAGAACUGUCUGUCCGAUUCAGUAUGAAUGGGUUCGUGAUCUUCUUCCACGACUACAUGAACUGGAUGCUUAUUCUCUGAGUGGCUGCUUAGCACCAACAUUUGAUGAUGGAAAAAAAGAGGAUUUGUGUGAAGUAAAAUUAGAAACAUCCAUACCAGAAAUAAAUUCAGUUCCCAAGAUGAGUAAACGCAACAAUGAAGACUCCGUUUCGGAAGCCAGGCUGCGAUACUUUGAAAGAAAGCGAGCUCGUGCAGAAAAGAAAUAAAAUUAAAUCAGUACCAACCAACAGUGACAACCAAGAAACGAAAAAUGUUCUGUGAGACUUGGAGUUGAAAGCAUUUAUUUUCAUCAGAAAAUAAAAAAUAGUUUUUAAAUGAAAUAUGUAAUGUAAUUUUUCUAAUGUAUUUAUUUUUGUAAAUAAACUUUACAGAAGUGCCAGAAUAUAAA
Anneissia japonica is the source of this 2455-nucleotide messenger RNA. Its product is annotated as probable ATP-dependent RNA helicase DHX40. Gene Ontology annotation, cellular component: intracellular anatomical structure. The transcript has 17 exons. Gene Ontology annotation, molecular function: ATP binding; RNA binding. Lineage: Eukaryota; Metazoa; Echinodermata; Crinoidea; Comatulida; Comatulidae. The record is from RefSeq and is a predicted model, not a curated record. The coding region runs from base 72 to 2273 and encodes 733 amino acids.